This is a messenger RNA of Candida dubliniensis CD36, 1065 nucleotides long. RefSeq names its product septin (gene CDC10). The transcript has a single exon. Gene Ontology annotation, molecular function: molecular adaptor activity; GTPase activity; GTP binding. Gene Ontology annotation, biological process: cytoskeleton-dependent cytokinesis. NCBI's taxonomy places the organism in Eukaryota, Fungi, Ascomycota, Pichiomycetes, Serinales, Debaryomycetaceae. The record is from RefSeq and is a predicted model, not a curated record. Gene Ontology annotation, cellular component: microtubule cytoskeleton; cell division site; septin complex. Bases 1 to 1065 code for a protein of 354 amino acids.
AUGUCUAUCGAAGAGCCUAGCACACAGCACAUUGCUCAACCUCAAAAAUAUGUUGGUUUCGAUACCAUCACUACCCAAAUUGAAAAUAGAUUGUUGAAAAGAGGAUUUCAAUUCAACAUUAUGGUUGUUGGUAGAUCAGGUUUAGGUAAAAGUACUUUAGUCAAUACUUUGUUUUCAUCCAAGUUAACUACAUCUCAGGGUAGAAAACUGCCAAGUGAACCUAUUGAAAAAACAACCGAAAUCAAAGUUGCUUCCCAUUCAUUAUUAGAAAAUAAUGUAAGAUUGAAUAUUAAUGUUAUUGACACACCAGGGUUUGGCGACCAAAUAAAUAACGAAAAAUGCUGGGAACCAUUAGUCAAAUAUGUAAAAGAACAACAUUCCCAAUAUUUGAGAAAGGAAUUGACUGCUCAAAGAGACAAGUUUUUGGCAGACACCAGAGUUCAUUGUAUAUUGUAUUUUAUUCCACCAAACGGACAAAAAUUGAAACAAUUGGACGUCCAAGCAUUAAAGAAAUUGAGCGAGAUUGCCAACGUUGUUCCUAUUAUUGCUAAAUCAGACUCCUUGACUUUGGAUGAAAGAAGUGAGUUUAAAAAAUUGUUACAACUGGAGUUUAUGAAGUAUAACUUUAACAUAUACCCUUACGAUAGUGAAGAUUUGUACGAAGAAGAAAGACAAUUGAAUGAAGACAUAAAAUCCUUGAUUCCAUUUGCCAUUGCUGGAUCAGAGUCGGAAAUUGAAAUCAACGGCGAAAUGGUUAGAGGAAGAAAAACUAAAUGGGGAGCUAUCAAUAUUGAAGAUGUUAGUCAAUGUGAAUUUGUCUUUUUAAGAGACUUUUUGACUAGAACUCAUUUACAGGAUUUGAUUGAAACUACUGCUUUGACUCAUUAUGAAACUUUCAGAUCCAAACAAUUAAUUGCUUUGAAGGAAAAUGCGUCUAAUCCAAAUAGACAAUCCCAAGUUCAAAAAGAUCAAGGGCAAACCUCUCAACAAGACCCGAAAAACGCCACCGGUGUACCAAAUGCUCCUAUGUUCCAAUCAACUACAGGUACAGCUGCUGCUAGAUAA